AUUGUUCCUCAGGACUUCUCUGGACCAAAGCCCUUUGACAGACCUCUUCCAGCCCCCAGCCCACCAUGGUUCCUGCAGGAAACGUCCUGUUCCUGCUUUUGCUCCCAGUGGCUGCAGCUCAGACGACCCCAGGUUCCUGUUCUGGCUGUGGGCCCCUCUCCCUGCUGCUCCUGGCGGGCCUUGUGGCUGCAGAUGCAGUUGUGUCACUGCUAGUCAUGGUGGUGGUGUUUGUGUGUGUGUGCCCACGCAGCAGGCCCACCCAAGAAUAUGGCAAAAUCUACAUCAACAUGCCUGGCAGGGGCUGACUCCCCAGUAACUGCGACAUAGGACUUCUGACCCUGUCAUCCUGGAUUGUGUGUGGCGGCACAGGAAAUCCAACCCUCUUCUGGGCUGGAAUAAAGCAAUUGAAAUAC
Molecule: messenger RNA, 413 nt
Organism: Lipotes vexillifer (Yangtze River dolphin)
Lineage: Eukaryota; Metazoa; Chordata; Mammalia; Artiodactyla; Lipotidae
Gene: HCST
Product: hematopoietic cell signal transducer
Exons: 4
Coding region: 66-305 (79 amino acids)
Biological process (GO): positive regulation of phosphatidylinositol 3-kinase/protein kinase B signal transduction; regulation of immune response
Cellular component (GO): membrane
Molecular function (GO): signaling receptor binding; phosphatidylinositol 3-kinase binding
Source: RefSeq, a predicted model, not a curated record